Messenger RNA from Bursaphelenchus okinawaensis, 2282 nucleotides. NCBI's taxonomy places the organism in Eukaryota, Metazoa, Nematoda, Chromadorea, Rhabditida, Aphelenchoididae. The record is from the annotation of a GenBank genome assembly.
AUGUUGGGAGCUCAGGCGCUGCGAACCAAACAGGUAGGCUAUUUAUGGUUGUUUAUGUUAAUAGGGGUAAUGUAGGAUGAAAUAUAACUGUUAGUAUCUCUAUAUGUUAGAUAUAAAGAAGCAAUGUAAAGAAGGGGUAUAUAAUAUGAUGGGGUAAUUUUUUUUGGCUUAUAUACAGUUAGGUAAAGAAGAGGAGGGAGAGGAGGCGUUGAUGGCGAUUUAAAAACUUUUUUCUAAAAUAACUGUGGCAUCAAAACACAUCAUAUGCCCAUCUUACACUUGUCAAAACAGCUUUACAGUGUUGUAUUUAUAGAAAGUGGAGCAAAAGGAACGCGAGAAACGGCACAAAGAACGACAACGGAAUCUGGAGGCACAGCGUGAGCGAAUUCAGAAGGCGGCAAGGUAAAAUUUUAAACCUUUUGUUAUGUUUCAGAUUGUAACAUAUCUUAUGGCUAGGGUUAAAGCUAAGGCUUUGGUUAGGGCUCUGGGAUAGGGCCUUGAACUAGGGGCUCUGGACUGAUGCUUUGGGCUGGAGAUUCUAAGAUGGGGGGCUCUGCCUUUGGCGCUGGGCUAGGGUUCUAGGCUGGGGCUCUGGGCUAGGGCUCUAGGCUGGGGCUCUGUGCUAGGGAUCUGGGAUAGGGCUCUGGGCUAGGGCUUUGUGCUAGGGCUGUGGGCUAGGGCUUUGGGCUGAGGCUCUGGCCUAGGGGUCCGGCUCUGGGCUAGCGCAAGAGCUAGACCUAGGCUUAAGGAUAAAUUUUAAGACUGCGUCUAACAUCAUCUGCUUUCAAAACCUAUUUUUAAUCAUCAGAUGCUCCAAUUACACUUUACUUUUUCAACUUUUGUUUUUGCCCUCUGGCCAUAAAUUUGGUCAAGAGCAGGCGUGUAUGUAAUUAACGCCUUUUGGACAUGAUCGAUCAACCUUUCCGACAUUCUCGCGGCCCUCCCGAGGGUUUAGCGCCUUCGAAACGAAUGGAAACACAUUUUACGGCGCCAAAAAUACAAACAAAAGUUCGAAAAAGCGUUUAAAGAGCUUAUAAAUUGUGGUGCCAUUUCGGGAUUUGCAGCUCCAGGCUGGGGAGAUUGCAAAACAUUGACUUUUGCUUAGGAUAACAUAGCAUAAUGUAAUAGAAGAUGUAAGAGUUGUGAUACAUUGAGCCUAUGAAUAAGUAAUAAGUACUGUGAAACGUUAAAAGCAUACAGUUAAAGCCUUUGAAAUUUACGAAAAAGUUUUAAAUUGAAAAAAAUUAUUUUAAAAAAAAUUUAUAUUUAAAUUUUUUUUUAUUUUAAAAAGAAAACUGAUAAAAAUGUUUCAGUGAAGACGCACAGCAACAAAUGCUCGAGUACAUGGCCCAACAACAGCGUCUACAGCUGAACGAAGAAGAGCAGAAUCGCAAGAUUCAGCAACGUUUGUCUUUGCACGCCAACGCUCUUUCAGAACAUUUGGUACCGAUGAAUGGUCGGGAGUCGAAGAUUGGAGUAGGUUUUAAAAUUUUUUUUAGGUCAGUUUUAGGUUAGGAUUAACAUUUUUUUAAUAUAAGGUAGGGUUGCAGUAAGGUUAUGGUUUGGAUUAAAGCUAUAGCAAAGGCUAGAGUUAAAGAUUAGGAUAAAGCUUAGGUUUAGGCUUAUACUUAGGAUAAGGGUCAGGCUUAACCUCACGAUCAGGUCCAUGCUAAGGCUCACCCUCAAGAUAAGGCUAUAGCUAAGGCUAAAGCUUAGGCUAAAACUAAGGCUAAGGCUAAGACUCAAGCCUUAGCUUCAGGCUAAAGCCAGAGCUAUCGUACAGCUGGAAGGGCUAAAAACCAAAAAUUAUUGACCAACAGUAAGGUCAAAAAGUUCCUGGUCUUAAAAAACAUUAUAAUAGCCAAUUAAUAGGUCAGCCGCUUCUUAUCAGAUUUAUUGUGCUAUAAAUUGCAUCUCAAAGAUUAGCCAGUUAUAUUCAUCUGUUUUUAAGUGUUUUAGGUAUAUCAUAAUGAAAUAGGGUCACAUUUAUUAGCUUAAAGUAGUUUGCAGUAGCUGAACCCAAUUAUGAAGAUGACUUGCACUUUUGAACCGAAAUUGCCAAUUUAAAUCAGUGUAUACAUUAUAUGCAGUAUUUGUAUUCAUAUAUUAUAAAAAAGCAUUUAAAUGAUCAAAACUUUCAGAACACACCACGUCGUUCACCAUCAACAGACUGUGCUACAACUUUAAAGGUGAAUGGUGAUUCAGGGUCAUCUGGAAACCGGCUAAUGCGUUGGUUGGGCUUCAAUAACAAGAAACCCAGAAGAAUGUCAACUUUUACGUAA